AUGCAUGUUACUCCCUCCCCGCUGCACGCUGGGCCCCCUCCUCUACCCCCAAACCCACAAAACGCCACACAAAACCCACCCCAUAUCAAUAUCUAUCCUACGUCUUACCGAAACCAAACCAGACGAAACAUCAAAAUCCGUCAUUUUAUCACAUACCACAAGCCCUCAGUCAUGGACAACGCACGCGGUACAGCCCUGGUUAUCUGCGAUAAAUUCCCAUCCACCGAACACGACCUCCCACAAAACCUUGCACACCUAGAAGUGAUUGCCGCAAACGUCCUAAUCGCCCAAACUUCACUCACUGUAAUCUGCCACUACAAUCCGCCAACCGAAAAAAUAUCCUCCCGCUUAUUACAAUACGUCUCACAACUCCCCAAUGCCAUUCUAAGCGGCGACCUCAACUGCAGACAUACGGACUUCGGCUAUAACUCCACAAACUCCAACGGCAGGAAACUAGUAAACCAUCUAAUCAACCACCCCAUCAUUCGUCUCGAAAACAGACAACCCACCCUAAUUAAUCAUCACGGAACAACGGUCACUUCAGACCACUUACCCCUAACAGCCCAACUCCUAUUACCAGCUUCACCACCAAUUCCGACCUACAUAACCAUCCACGACAACAAACACGCCGACUGGGCAAAAUACCAGAGACACAUUACCGAAAACUUGCCAGUAAUAAAUAGAACGCGCGACACCAACGAGAUCGACCAUCAAAUAACACACCUCACCAACACAAUUUUAGCCGCGAAAGAACUAGCCAUACCUCUCAAACGUAUCCCGAAAAACAAAAGAACAUUGCCUGCGCGCAUCCUAAAUUUAAUAAAACAGAAGCGACAAAUUUACAGAGAAAUCCCGCGAACCCGUAAUCCUCAAUUAAAACCCAUUUUCAACCGACUAAAUGCCCAAAACAGACGCGCUAUUAAUCAAUACCGGGAAAGCCAGUGGUCCAACACUUGCGAAAAAUUAGACUACCGUGACGGUAAAAAAUUUUGGGACAAAUUCAAAACCAUGAAAGGACAAAAAACACAAACAACAACACAUCUACUCCAAAAGGGAUCCUUCCUCUCCACUCCCGAAGAAAAGAGCAACGCCUUCGCUCAAACACUUCAAGAAAUACACGAAAUUCCCCAAGACCCAAACUUCGAUCAUGACUUUUUCGACCUCGUCUCCCACAAAGUGCAAGAGUUCCGCGAACAACCCUUUCAUCCCCUAGCCCUCCUUAACAUGCAUGUACCCGACAAUGACAACGACUUGACAAAUGAAAUUCCUAGCCACGAAGUUGAAUCCUGA
This is a messenger RNA of Zophobas morio, 1290 nucleotides long. RefSeq lists its product as uncharacterized. The coding region runs from base 1 to 1290 and encodes 429 amino acids. The transcript is spliced from 3 exons. Gene Ontology annotation, molecular function: catalytic activity. NCBI's taxonomy places the organism in Eukaryota, Metazoa, Arthropoda, Insecta, Coleoptera, Tenebrionidae. The record is from RefSeq and is a predicted model, not a curated record.